Molecule: messenger RNA, 2076 nt
Organism: Anopheles marshallii
Lineage: Eukaryota; Metazoa; Arthropoda; Insecta; Diptera; Culicidae
Gene: Tmtc4
Product: protein O-mannosyl-transferase TMTC4
Exons: 3
Coding region: 1-2076 (691 amino acids)
Biological process (GO): protein O-linked glycosylation via mannose; endoplasmic reticulum unfolded protein response
Cellular component (GO): endoplasmic reticulum
Molecular function (GO): mannosyltransferase activity; protein binding
Source: RefSeq, a predicted model, not a curated record
AUGUCUUCCUUGCGCCAGCACGCCUUGGUACAGUAUGCACUGCUUGUCGCCGCCUCGCUACUUUCCUACGGCGGAGCAUUGUACGGAACGUUCGUGUUUGACGAUUCGGCAGCAAUCGUAAAGAACAUCGACGUACGUAACGUGGCCACCCCGUUUCACACCCUGUUGCGGCACGAUUUCUGGGGCAACAAUUUAACCGACCCGACCAGCCAUAAAUCCUUCCGUCCGCUGACCGUGCUAAGCUAUCAGCUGGAAAAUCGUCUCCUAGGUUUAAAUGCCGGCCACAUGAAAAAGGUUAACCUUGUCCUGCAUACGAUCGUGUGUCUGCUGGUGUUACGUCUUUACCAAACGGUAUGGCGCGAUACCGGCCCAUUCCGUACUUCGUUUUGGGCCGCCUUUGUCUUUACCGUUCAUCCAGUGCAUACCGAAGCGGUCGUUGGUAUUGUGGGACGAGCCGAUUUGCUAGCAUCGAUCGGAUACAUUACCGUCCUGUUGUUAUACCAACGUUGGUUAACGAGCGAACGCCGGUACAGUGUGUUGGUGUUUCUGGUUCUUUUCCUCCUCACCAUAGUAUCAAUGCUGUUCAAGGAAACGGGCAUGACCGCUCUGGUGGCGUGCGGGGCAAUCGAUUUGCUGAAAAGAAUCAAUUGGCAUUACGUGCGGAUGCCUGUGCGUGAUUUGUUACAAACGCAUCGGGCUUGUUUGGUACGCGUAACUACCCUGGCCAGUCUUUCACUGGUUGCAGUCGCGGUGCGCUUUUGGAUUAUGGACUUCGAAAGUCCAAAGUUCCAUCGAAUGGAUAAUCCAGUGGGGGCGACCAACAGUACAACCACACGAAUACUUUCCCAGAGUUAUCUGUACUGGCUCAACUCGUAUCUUUUGCUUUGUCCCGAUAGGUUAAGCUUCGAUUGGGCCCUUGGGUCCGUUCCGUUGGUGGAAAGCAUUUUCGAUGGCCGCAUGCUUCUCAUCGGAUUAUUUUACGGAACGGUAGCGAUACUAGCGUUACGGAGCAAUGAAUCCAAAGCAAGAGAAAUUAAAAUAUCGCUAGCGUUGACCAUUGUUCCUUUUUUACCGGCUUGUGGAUUUGUACGGGUUGGGUUUGUAAUUGCCGAACGGUUACUGUAUCUUCCCUCGGUCGGGUUUUGCUACCUCCUAGCGGUAGGCUACCGGCGAUUGAUUAAACGAUCCGUCGUAUUCUACAUUCCGCUAUGCUUCCUGUGCACCAUGUUCAUCCUGAAGACACAAUCCCGUGCAUACGAGUGGACCUCGGAAGAUGUUUUGUUUCGUUCGGCGUUGCGUGUUUGUCCGAGGAAUGCCAAAGUGUACUACAACAUUGCCCGACUUGCAACCGACCAGGGAGAUCGUGAAACUGCCUUCACAUUCUAUCGGUACGCCAUCGAGCUGCAUCCGGAGUAUGAAGCGGCUCACAUGAAUCUCGGCAAUAUGUAUCGGGAAAUGCACAAGCUGGAUACUGCCGAACGUCAUCUAAGGAAAGCGAUUGAAAUACACGAACCUUUUCCAUCGGCGUGGAUGAACCUGGGAAUUGUUCAAGCGGCUCGAAAAGACCACCAAGCAGCGCUGAUUAGUUAUCAGCGAGCAUUAGAGCUAAAGCCAAACUAUGCGAACUGUUUGUACAAUUUGGGUAACCUGUACAUCGACAAACAAAACUCCUCAAUGGCAUUGCGGUACUGGCGCGAAGCAAUACAGCAAAACCCACGCCAUAGCAAAGCGUGGGCCAACAUUCUGGCACUGUACGAUAAUCGGGGCCGCACGGAGGACAUUAUACGCACAUCGGCACUCGCGCUUACCUUCCUGCCGAACGACACCGCCAUCCUGUUUACCCGUGCCAAUGCGUUCGGCAAGCUCGGCCAGUACGAAACGGCUGAGGCACUUUACCGGCAGAUCAUUGCCGCCCGUCCGGAUCAUGCUGUGUACCGUGCCAAUCUCGGUGUCCUGUACCACCGGUGGGGCCAACGGAACUCUCAAGCGAUCGAGCAGUAUCGGGCUGCGCUACGCUUAGAUCCUAACUUGCGCAGUGCCAAAACAAAUCUUUUGAAACUGAUGGACUCAUCGUAA